AUGUCGGGCCAAGGGGCCGCGCCGUCGGGGGCGGUGCUGGUGCCCGUAGCGCGGGAUGAGAACGGGGCCGUGAGCGAGGUGCUCGAGGUGCUGGCGGCGGAGAUGCCGAACGCGGAGAACUUCACGAGUAUACUGGGGCGACUGGAGGCGCCGCCGCAGGUCUGGGUCGACGCUGUGCGGGCGUAUGCGGCGGAGGGGCGCGGAGACGAGUUCGCCAAGCUCUCCAAGGUGUUUGUGGAGAACCUGGAGGUCUUCCAGCAAUCGUUCACACUCGAAGAGGCCACAGUUGUGGAGGUGUUCAUGCACUGCGCCAUCGCGGAGCACUGCGUGACGCAAGCGGGCGACCCGGGCCUCAGCAGCGCCGAGCAGGGAGCCCUCUUCAAGGCCGCGGAGGACAGUCUGAAGUCGGCCCUCCUGGCUGGACCCCAGGAACAGCUGCCUUACGUGGGCCGCGGCCUGCUCGAGCUCCGGCGGCCCGCGCCCAAGUACGACCGAGCGGAGACGCACUUCAGGCGCGCCGCGAAUCUCAAGAACGCCGGCGAGAAGAACGUCGCGCCGCACGUAGGACUUGGCAUCUGCAGCUACGCACAGAAGAAAUGGGGCGACGCGCUGCGGCACUUCGCGGCCGCGCUGAAGCAGUGCCCCUCGAGCCCGCCCUUCGUCCGCCUCGCGAUCGGAGCGUGCCACUUCAAGUUGGGAAAUCUCGACUCGGCGCGCGCCGCCUUCCUGAGAACCCUCGACCUCGACCCCGCGAGCGCCGACGCCCACGUGGCGCUCGCGACCAUGGACCUCAACGCCGCCGCGGACGCCACGGCCGCCGAGCGGCCCGCGGACGCCGAGCGGCACCUCACCACUGGCCUGUCACACACCGUGCAAGCGCUUAAGUGCCGGCCAGCGCACCCGGGCGCGCUGUACCUCCUGUCGUGCCAGGCGCUCGUGCGCGAACAGUACGAGCGCGCCGCGGCGCUCGCGGAGGCGUCCGCGGGCGCGCUGGCGGGGGACGUGCAGGCGGAAGCGCAGUGCGUUGUUGGGCGGUCGCGGCACGCGCUGGCGAGCCAGGAGCCGGACAGCAGGAAGGCCGUGAUGAUGCGGCAGCAGGCGAUGCAGGCGUACCGGCAGGCCGCGGGGCCGCGCGGGGCGCGGGCGGCGCUCCCCCACUUGGGGCUGAGUCAGCUCUUUCUGUCCUCCCGGCAGGCGACCGACACGCACAACGCGGUCGUCGAGCUCGACCGCGCGCUCUCCGUCUCCCCCGCGGACCCCGACGUCCUCGCCAUCGCCGGCCGCCUGUGCCCCGCGGCCACGCCCGCCCAGCUUGUUUCCCUGGCGGCACACGUGCACAAGGUGCCGCUCGCGCGCGUGGCCUCGACGCGGUCGCUCGAGGUCAUCGCGGAGCUGCUCGCCGCGACGGAUCUGACCCGCGCGCGCGCCGUCCUCGACGAGGCUGUCGCGCGGCACCGCCCCGGGCUUGCCGCCGUGGGGGACCCGCAGGGCCGUGCGGCGGGCGGGGAGUCCCCGGCGCUGUGGCGGCUGUUCAACAACGCGGCCGUGCUGCGGAUGCACCUGGGCGAGGACCUCGAGGGCGCGCGCGCGCUGCUGACGGCGGCGCGGGAGGAGCUGGAGGCGGCCGGGGGCGGGGCGCCUGCGGCGGUGCAGGUGACGCUGUCGUUCAACGAUGCGCGGCUGUGCGAGGCGGAGGGGCGCUAUGCGGACGCGCGGCGCGGGUACGAGGAAAUCCUGGCCGGCGUGCCGGGCAUGGCGGAGUGCUACGUGCGGCUGGCGUCGAUCGCGCGCGCCUCGGGCGACCACGCAGGGGCGCUGGAGCGCCUUGCCGCCGCGGACGCGCACUGCAAGGACGACGUGGACGUGCUCGGGAUGCGCGCGCUGCUGCUGCUCGAGGACGCCAAGCACUCACCUGCGAAGGAGUGCGUCGACGCGGUUCUGAAGAAAAAGACCCCGGGGGGCGUUUCAGCACAGGACCAGUACAUGACGUGCAUGAAGGGCGCGAUCAACGUCGCGGCGUGCCCGCCGAUCCUCACCAAGCUCGACGACAGGAAGCGCGCCGAGUACGCGAGGACAGCGGCCACUUGCUACGAGAAGGUGCUGUCGCACCCGGAGGGCAGCGGCAACCUGGUGGCCGCGGCCGGGAUGGGGAUGGCGUUGAUGAUGCGGGGCGGCUUCAAGGAGGCCGCGGACGUGCUUGGCCGCGUGGUCGACGCCGCGAGCGUGCCAGGGUCGCCGGCGCUGCCGGAGGCGCUGGUGUCGCUGGGGACGUGCCACCUGGCGAUGGGCGACGCGCUCACGGCGGUCAAGCUGUACCGCACGGCGCUGCGGAAGUUUUACAAGAACGGCGACACGCGCGUGAUGCUGUUCCUCGCGCGCGCCCUGCACGACGCCGGCCGCGGCAGCGAGGCGCGCGUGGUGCUGGCGCGCGCGCUGCACGUGGACCCCACCAACCACACGCUGCGGUACAACGCGGCGUACGAGCUGCAGCACGGCGCGAUGGCCGUCCUGCAGGACGCCGCGGCCGACAAGCUCCCGCACGGCGACGAAGUCCGGCUCGUCAACGGAGCCGCCGAGGCGCUGGCGGUCGCACUGCGGCACCUCCGCGCGCUCGCGGAGCUCGAGAAAGCGCAGACGCGUCUCUCGAGCUCGAUGCUGCAGGUCCAGAUCGCGUUCUGCUCGAGCAACCUCGAGCAGGCGCAGAAGCUGUGCGAGCGCGCUGCGGCGCGGGCGGCGCAGCGGCAGGCCGUGCAGGCCAAGGUGCGGGAGAAGCUGGAGGCGCAGCAGGCGAUGGAGGCGGCGCAGAAGGCCCUGGAGGCGGCGCGGCGGCGGGCGGAGGAGGGCCGCCGGCUGAAGGUCGCGGAGGAGGAGAAGAAGCGGACGCAGGUGCUGCGGGCGAGGCUGACGGCGGUGGCGCGCGGCACGGUGGCGACGGAGCGCGCGGAGGAGGGCGACGGCGACGGGGAGGCCGGGGGCGGCGACGACGCGGCGGAGCGGGGCUCGGCCGACGAGCGCGAGCUGCUCAAGGGGGCGGGGCUGGACAGCGACAGCGACGACGAGGCGGGGGCGCCGGCGAACGGCGCUGGCGGCGCGAGCGCCGAGGCCGCCGAGGCCGCCGAGGCCGCUGGCGGCGCGGACACCGAGGAUGCGGACGCGGCGGCGGGGCGCAAGCGCGAGCGCUCGGCGAGCCCGCCGUCCGCGCCCGCUGACGCAGCAGGCGAGGAUGCGGCCGGCCCCGAGGCGAAGCGCCCGCGUGCGCUGGUCGACUCGGACGACGAGUAG
Messenger RNA from Pedinophyceae sp. YPF-701, 3282 nucleotides. The record is from the annotation of a GenBank genome assembly. Lineage: Eukaryota; Viridiplantae; Chlorophyta; Pedinophyceae.